AUUGUUGUGAUAAACUUAUUAAAUAGAAAGGUCAUGCAAUGAAAUUUUUUGGAAAGAGUAAAAAAUCCACGCCUCCUGUCUCGGCUGCGGUGAGUACCCCGGACAUUGCCUCCUCGUCCUCAGAUAGCAAAACAAAGUCACAAGAAUUAUUGAGUGCGAGUGGGGGACCGAGUCUUAAUCGGAACAGCCUUCGUGCCUCUUCUGAUUCGCUGAAUGUGAAUCACUAUGCAUACCCUUCGAUUAAAGAGAAGAAUUUGAAGGAUAUCUUCAAGGCCGUCUGGUCGGAUGAUUUUGUGAAAGUGAGGAACUCUCUGGCUAAGAAUAAAACGAAACCAGAUGCGAGAGACAACGAGAAAAGAUCCCCUCUGCACUUGGCGGCAGUUAAAGGCAACCAGGCCAUCAUGCAGUUGCUGAUGCAGAAGAACUUCAACAUUAAUGCUGUCGACUCACACGGGGCCACACCACUCAUCAAGGCUGUUCAGAACAAGCACGAGAUGAUGGUGCAGAUGCUGUUCUCGGCUAAGCCAGCGCCAGACACUGAGGUGAGAGACAGGGAUGGACUGGGGGCCAUACACUAUGCAGUGAGACUCAACUGGUCACAGGGACUGAAGCAUCUCCUCAAGAACCACGGCACAAACCCUAACCUACCUGAUAAUGAUGGUAACACUGCACUGCAUAUUGCUUGUGAGAACAACUACCUGUCAAUUUGUUCAGUCCUGCUGGCUCAGAGGGCAGAUGCAAAUGUGCAGAACAGAAACCUCAAGACUCCUCUCAUUCUGGCGGCCGAGCAGGGCUAUGGGGAAGUGGUGUCCGCAUUAGUGGAGGGCGGCCAUGCAGAGGUACUCCUCAAGGACGCUGAUGGAUGGACUGCAUGCGACAGGGCCCAGAUGAACGGCUAUAAGGACAUCCACAAGUACCUGAAGGGCAAGGAAAACGAAAUGCAAGGAGGCAGACAUGCCAGCAGCAGCAAUACACUCGAAGGCGAAAAUGAAGAAGAAAGACAGCAAGAAGAAGGAAAAGAUACUGAGGUGGAUGAGGAGCAAGUUGGAGAAUCGGCCUCAAAUCCACCGAAGGAACACAAUGGCCACAAGGAGAAGAAAGAUACACAGAAUAAUGGUAACGACGACGAAGACGCUGAUGCACGUUGGUUUGGAUCUGACUCCGAGUCAGAGGACGACUCUGAGGGCAUAAAUAUAAGUAAAUCUGCAAACAACAAGGUGACUUCCGAAAGCCUCUCGCCAGAAAAAGACGAAGUGGAGAAUGGCCCGGACCCUCAAUUGUCUCCACGACAACUGUCGGAUGGAUUCGGUUCAUUCGACGACGAUGACUCGUUGUCGCUCAAUUUUGGAAACAACAAACGUGAAAAAUCCAAGCCUGUGCUGACAAACUACGUAGAGAAUGGAGAUACAACAGAUGGGAAAACUGGUGGAGAAGCGAGUAAACCAAACCGGAUCGGGUCUUUUGGCUCUCUUGCGAACAAUGUCAUUGGGAGAACAAUCUCUGAAAUUGAUGAUGAUUCCCACUGGGGCGACACUGAUACUGAAUUGAAGUCACAUGCAGACAAGGAGGGAGAGAUGAACAAUCCAAAAUCAACUCAUACACACUCUUCAGAUGUGAAGAUUGUAGCAAACGGAAAGGCGCAUUUAGCUAAUGCAAAUCUAUCUUCUGAAAUACUAACCGACCAUGCAACUUCACGUGGAGACGAAGAACCGAGUUCAUCACAUGUACAGAAGAAUGUAAAUAAUGUAAAAAGCGAUGUGCGAAAUGUAAGCAAGGAUGGUGAAGAUGUAAAUAAUAAUGGUGUACAGAAUGUAAAUAAACAAUCAGACAACAAAAACAAUAGUCAUAAAGAUGAUGAAGAUGACGAUGGUGUAAAUAUGGUGGGUGGCGAUUCAGCUCCAAACCGAAGUUCGAAGCCAGAAAUGAAAGCAGAACGUAAAAACAGUUUGGACUUGGAUUUUGAUUGCAGCUUCUCAGAUGAUGAUGACAUAUUUUCCGAUGUCCAGCUGAAUAAUGGAGCGACCUUGAGCCAAAACAAAAAUGCAGUUCAGCUGAAAAAGCAGGAAAAUGUUGACAAUUCAAAUAGUUAUAAUAUGAAUAAAACUGAAGUGGCAAAAAGUGCAGAUAGAAUGAACAACGAAAUUGAGAAAGUAAAGAAAGUUCCGAACAGGCAGGCGUCGGAGACGUUUGAUGAGCUGAACUUUGACCUCACUGAGUCAGGUUCUGAAAAUGAAGCUGAUGAAAAUGCUAAAGAAGAAGAUGAAGAAGAGCGACUGAACCAGAGCAUAAAGGACCUUCUGGGUCCGGAGUAUCCCCGGGUCACUUCUCCGAGGCAGUUGCCGCCCCUGGCAUCGGACCAGAGGACGAAAAGCAGAUGCAGCCUGAGUAGCCAAGAAGACCAGCUAUCUCCCAGAGCGAAGCCAGUUCUCAAGCCAAUCACUUCAUUCGAUAGUGGCACUAGUGCAGCUAACAAAGAGGAGAGACUGAAAGAGCGGAUGAAGUUGCAGGCUAGUGGAACCAGAAGUCAAACAGUGUCUAUGAGUGUAUGUGACGGUAGUAGUCCUCAAGAGGAGAUUAAGGACUUGGAGUUCGCAGGUCGAGCAACGGAUCAAGAAACUGAACAAAAAGGAGGAUUUGACAUGGAAAAGAAUAUGGCUGACACUCCUAAAGCGCUUCCUAGAAGCAACAAAGCUGCUGGAAAGGCUAAAAAGGAUUACGACGAGUCAGAAGAUUUCUCCUUUGGAACAGAUAAAAACUCAGCUUCACAGCAGCCCAAUGGGAAAGGAGACAAGGACAAAGAGUACCCAUUGACUAGUACCUAUUUUGAUUCUUCCGAGGACGAGACUGCUGCCCAGGAUGAGUUGGAGAAACAACGGCAACGAGAGAAAGAAAUCAACAGUACCGAACAGUUGCUGCAUAAUGACGAUGACAGGUUGUUCGAGGUGGAAGACGUGAAAGAGAUAGAGAAAGGCGAAAAGAUUUCGACCAAUGUAGAUGCAUACAAAGUGAGUGCUACUCUGACAGCAGAAGAAGCAACCCCAGUCUCCGCAAUGUACGAACAGGAGGAAGAGGAUGCUGAUAGCAUGGAUUGGGAUAGUGACGUCAGUGAGAGUGAGGACAAGAGGAAGACGGAGGGAGGAGUGGGGGGAUCGAAUGUACCAGUGGAGGCCAAUGUUGUAGUGCAGAACAGUCCAUCAGAGGAUAUAAUGAGGCCACCCUCCGCCUCCCCUUUCGACUCCGAGGAGGAAGAAGAAGAUAACGAUAAGAACAAAGACCAGAAGAAAGGAGAGCGAGCAGUAGAAACAGGGAACAUGUACGAGAAAGCGAACAGUACAAUGGACAACAGCAGAGUCAGCACAGCGUCGGACAACGAGAACAAUCCAGAUAAAGCGAAACAGGAGACCAAACCCGAAUAUCUUUCCAAAAGGACUACUGGGGAGCUAAAUCUGGAUGUGAUUGGAACUAAGGCUGCGAAAGUAGACUCAACAAAAUUGCUGCCUACAAAAGAUAAAAAGGACACAAAUAUUGAGAAGGUGUCUUUGGAUGUCAUGGGAAGAGAUUUGCAGCAGGAUAAAUCCAAGUCCAUUUGGGACGACGAUGAAGAAGACGAAGUUGACAGGACUGAGACUAUAAGCUCGUGGGAGAUUGAGAACCGAAAUCGCAGACAGAAACAGGACAAACCAGAAGACAAAUCCAACAAUGUCCUCCAAGAGGUGCUGGAGGACUCCUUGGUGAAUGUGGACUGGGCAGAGAAUAACGAGAAUAAACUGGAAGCAGGCGUGGGAGGAGAACUAGGAGACGACAUGCUCUCCACCCGAAACGAGAAAAAAGAAUCCGAGUCUGAAGAUGAGAUUGAAGUCGGGUUCAGAGCAGGAAUGGCAAACAGUCUAGUUGUUGGAAAAGAAGACAGUUCUGUGAAUGAAGUGAAGAUUGCAGAAAAUGCCAGAGGGGGUUUGUCGAGUGCUGAUGUUGAUGGGGGUGCAGGUGGUGGCAGCUUGCUCAUUCCCAGUGUGGAGGGAGGGGGAGACCGAAUUCCGAGCACCCCUUUUCCUUCCAAAAAUAUAGACAAUCGCGAGCUGAAAGUGACAUCAAAUGCAGUAGACAAUAAAGCAGAAGAUCAGGACAUGAUUGAAAGUUCACUCAGUGAGGAAUCGGCGACAAAUGCCCUGCCUAAUGGGGCGAAUCACGAGGACAAUCAAAACGGAGUAGUUGACAUUAACUCAGUGAAGAAGAAGACCAAGUCGGAAGAUGGCGUAAUAAUGACGUCAGAAGAGGAGGAUGAUGACGCAAUGGAUGGCGAGGAGGAGGCGGACGUGAGUUCGAAGAGUGCGCUGUUUUCGCCUAGACUGUUGGAUCUGAAGAAACAAGUGACUUCGUCUAGUGGUCUGGUGGGAUUGAAGAAUCAAUUCAGACAGCAGAGGAGGGAUUUGGAGAGGGAGCAGAUGGAGAGGAAAGAUAGUGAGAGGAGGGCUCACACAUUUCAACAACAAGUGCAACAGCUGCAACUGAAGGUGCAGAAUCUGAACAAGGAAAAGGAGGCUUCGGAGGAGGAGAUUCUGCAGCUGAAGAGCGAACUAAAAGCCCUACAACAGCAACUGGAGCAGGAGAUGGAGAACAGACAGUUGAAUGAGCAGUUGUUGAGUCAGAGGGCGACCCAGCUGGGCAAAGUGGAGAGGGAGUUGACGAGGGAGGUGGGGGAGAGAGAGGAGGCCCAGAGGCAGGUCAGACAGCUGCAGAUGCAACUCAACGAGGCACACUCCAAACUCAAGAGUGCGGAGCACCUGUCCACUUUGAACUCCCCUCGUGCAGUGUCUAGGAACGAGAGUCUCCACUCACAUCACAACAGCAGGGCAGACCAGAGUCGGGCGAGUGGGACUGGGAAGGAUCUGAUGGGCACAGACGACACCAGUCUAGCCCACCAGCUGGAGGAGAACUUGGCCGAACAGAACAGCCUACACGAGCAGAUAGAUGAGUUGACAAACAAGAAUGUGCAGUUGAGUCACCAGUUGGAGGAGAGGAGUAGGGAGAAGGCGGAGAUGGAGAAUGGACUGCACAGACUGAAGGGAGACAUGCAGAGGCUGCAGGAGGAGAAGGCAAAACUAAUGGAUGAUUUGGCAGCUGAGAAGGCGGACAGGAAAGAGUUGAGUGCGAAGUUUGAGUCGGAGAGACAGAACAGUGCAGACAAACUCAUAGCUCAGGACAAGCUGGAGUCUUUGCGUGAGGAUCUGGCAGCCAAGACUCAGGUGGUGCAGAGACUGGAGUCAGAAGUGGAGGCAAAGAGGGACCAGAUUGAGGAGUUGAGAACCCAACUACACAACACGCAAAUGGACAACACCCGCAUCACAGCUGAGCUCACCCACAUACAACAGCAGAUUAACUCGGAAAAAGAGAAACACGAGGAAACUAUUGGGACGCUGAAGAAGGAAAAAGAAGAGUUGGCAGCUCAGCUGAAGAUACAGACAGCCUCGUGGAGUGAGCGCGACCAGAACACUCGAGGAGAGACAGACAGGCACACUCUGGAGUUGCAGGAGACACUGAGUGAGUGCAGGAGGGAUCUGGCCAUAGCGGAGGCCAGACUCAAGGACCAGGAGGAGCUGAGGCGCAUGAGCCAGGAGGAGGUUCUCCAGCUGAAGAAGGAGGUCGACUCGCUCAGGAAGCAGGUGGAUUCUCUGCUGAAGAAGAACUCUGAUGUGGAAGUAAGGAACUCUGAACUGUCAAUCAAACUGUCUAUUCUGGAGGAGAUGAGGGAGAAGCAACCGGACGCACAGCAGAAGCUGGAACAAUUGAGAGAAGACCUCUUGGACAAUCAGCACGAGAAGCGCCGACUUGCCUCCGAAUUAAAACACGAAGUAGAAGCGAAAGAAAGAGCCAUGCAAAGGGUGGAUGAGUGCGAAGAGAGCAUUGAGGCUCUCAAAUCACGGGAGGAAAAGUUACAGGAUGCUCUAAUUGAGAUUAGGAAGUCACCGAAACAUGAUCAUCAUUCCAUUAUAGGAAAAGGAGGAAGGGCAAAUCACGCGUUCUCAAGUAAGGCGGCCUUUAAAAACCAGACCAAGCAGUCUCAAUUAGGGGGAGGGCCAGGAGGGGCGGAAGAGGGUGAGGAGGAUUUCAUUUCUAUGGACCUCUCUCAGGGAAGACAGCUGGAGAGUGGAGUGCCACUUCAGAAUGGUGGUGUUUCGAACUUGGACCAAUUGGUUGGAGCUCAGCUGCAAGGAAGAACUAGUCAGGCUAAAAACAACCAACAACUGCAAGGACUGGAGAAUGAAAUUGAGGCAAAGAGAGCGAAUAAUGCUCUUCACCAAUCACAGCAGCCCUAUUUGAACCAAUCAGCAGCUCCCAAUCUCUAUCACCAACCGCCCACUCACCCAGUCCAAACAGGCGCUGAUUUGGCCAACCAAUCUCAACUGAGCAACCAGUCAAUGACCAUGUCUCCCCCCAACAUGGCCGCAGGCGUGGGAGUGGGAGUGGGUGGGGGUAACCUGUGGGCCAGUCUGGAACAGUACCGGAGGGAGAUCGAAGCCCAGUGUCGUCUGGAAUUCAACGAGAAGAUGGCACAGGUGAAGACGCACCUGGACGAGCAGAACAGCUGGUUGUCUAAUAUUGAGAGAGACAGGAGUGAACAGGAACACAGUCUCAAGAGAGAGUACAACAGACGCAUCUCAGACUUAGAGAUGGAAAUCAGGAAGUACAAGGAACUAUACGGAGUGACAAUCCCAAUUAGAGACAGCAGAGACUUCCACGCGUCUCCCACUACUGCCCAAGGAAGUGGGAGUGGGCUGGGGGAUGACCCUGAGCUGAAGAGGCUGCACAGUCUGCUGGAGAAGGAGAGGAAGCAGAGGGAGAAGUUGGAGAGCAAACUGGAGAAGAUGGUGGACAGAGACAUAGAUGCCAGGGCACACCUUCUUGCGGAGAGACAGCGAACGGCUGACGUGUCUUCCGCUUCCCAUCUGUCCCAGUCAGCAGCUGUCAAUCAAAGUAACAGUAGAAGGAACUACCUCAACCUCAAUCAUCUCUCUUCUUCUGCUGCUGCUGGAGGUCACACAUUAUCCACCCCUGUAUCACAUCAUGCUCAUGGACUCAGGACAAGCAGCGAGUUCGACGCAGUCUUAGAGAGGGUGAAGCAGAAGUUGGACAGCUCCAUUUCCAGGCAUCUAGGCACCACAAAGCUGGAACUGGAACUGUUCGGACAGCACCCCUAUGCUGCCUGGGAUAAGGGGGCCAACCACAGCGGAUCUCUUUACGGGUCCUCUGCGGGCAAUUUUGGGUCUCUAAACCGACACAGGCAUCCUCGGUACACAGGGGGAGCCAGUCUAAACAUUACUGGAGGGGGCGUGAAAUGAGUACACAGUAGAUACCUAACCCAACUUAAUCCAGUAAAUGGGGUUGAAAGGUCUGCAUUGGAUGGAACUGUUGGGAACCGUAAAAAUAUGACGAGGAAUAUAGGACUUAAUAAUCAAAUCAGUUAGCAAAUCAUCAACUGUUUUCUUCAUAUUUGUUGAUAUUUGAAAAGAUCGUUUCAUUUUGGCUUUCAAGGAAUUUUUUAUGGCGCUUUAUUGUAAAACAAAUUCCGAAACAAGCUGGUCGCUUCAAGGGAAACCUUCAAGUAGAUUCAUAUCAUGUAGUUCCAAGAAUAGUGAAGCUUUAAUUGAGAGUUCAUUCAUAAACAUGUUUCUGUUUACAACAUUUGUCUAUGUAAUCGUUACGGAUUUUCGAUUUGAUUAAUGAAGCACCAGAAAGUAUCUGGAUUUUGUGUCAUAGGAACCAGCGUGCUACAAGUUUCUUCGUUUGAAUGUCACUUGAAUGCAUCGCUGAGAUAUUGCUUUUGCCCAGCUCGCCUUUAAGUUUGUAAGUUAUUGCAGAUAUGUUUCAGUCUAUUGGAUUCGUUUUCCAAGAAUUGUACAAUUUGUAGCUAGAUAACUUUUAAUGAUAAAUUUUGCAAUGAUUAAAUUGGAAUAAUACCUAUUAAUGAAUUAUGGAUUAUAUUUUAGUGAAUUCAAGCUUCAGAUUAAA
Messenger RNA from Symsagittifera roscoffensis, 8007 nucleotides. RefSeq names its product ankyrin repeat domain-containing protein 36A-like. The transcript is spliced from 44 exons. The coding region runs from base 39 to 7337 and encodes 2432 amino acids. Gene Ontology annotation, molecular function: protein binding. The record is from RefSeq and is a predicted model, not a curated record. NCBI's taxonomy places the organism in Eukaryota, Metazoa, Xenacoelomorpha, Acoela, Convolutidae.